ACGAGCCACGCACGCACGCACGCACGCACGGCUCUUGGAGGACUGGCUGACCGCCUGCCCUCUGCCCCUCUCCCCCGCUUCCGUCUCGACGACGUCGUCGCCGCAGUCGGCAGUCUUUUGCUGGUUUUUGUCCUGCGGCCUCUGCCGCCCGUCCGCGCGCGACGCGAUACCUUCUCCUCUCCCCUCCCCUCCCACUCCCCCGCCCCGCGUAGAGCUCACAAAGCCCCCAACCCCGAAGCAGGCGAGCACCAGCACAGCCAGGCGAAAAGCCAAGCCGUCCCACCGACGUGGCGAGCGGCCUCUCCAGUCCAGAUCUCGCAUGCGCGGCCGCCGCCGCAGGAGGAGGGGGAGGAGGACGGGCUAGGGGGUCGGCGGCGCCGGAGGCGACGGCGGGUUUUCCGAGAUGGGCGGGGAGCGGCUGGGGAGCUGGGUGGUGUCCUACACCGGGAUGUCCGCGGACAACAUCAAGGGCCUGCUGCUGGCGGUCUCCUCCAGCCUCUUCAUCGGGGCCAGCUUCAUCGUCAAGAAGAAGGGGCUCAAGAAGGCCGGCGCCUCCGGCGUCCGCGCAGGUGUUGGUGGCUACUCUUACCUGCUUGAGCCACUGUGGUGGAUAGGACUGAUAACAAUGGUUGUUGGGGAAAUCGCUAACUUUGCUGCAUAUGCUUUUGCCCCUGCUAUCUUGGUGACUCCACUUGGUGCACUUAGCAUAAUUAUUAGUGCUGUUCUUGCACGUAUCAUUUUGCGGGAGAAGCUGCACACAUUUGGUGUACUCGGGUGUAUUCUUUGUGUUGUGGGUUCGACAACAAUUGUGCUACAUGCCCCUCCGGAACGUGAAAUUGAAUCUGUGGCAGAAGUAUGGGAUCUUGCUACUGAACCAGCAUUUCUACUUUAUGCAGCCAUUGUGCUCGCAGCAGCUUUCGUGCUCAUAUUCCAUUUUGUCCCAAAGUAUGGUCAGACACAUAUUAUGGUGUAUAUUGGUAUCUGUUCUCUUUUUGGGUCUCUGUCGGUCAUGAGUGUCAAAGCUCUUGGGAUAGCCUUGAAGCUGACAUUUUCAGGGAUGAACCAGCUAGUUUAUCCACAAACAUGGUUCUUCACACUUGUUGUAAUCGCAUGCAUAGUAACACAGAUGAACUAUCUGAACAAGGCCCUUGACACAUUCAAUACUGCAGUUGUUUCGCCCAUUUAUUAUACGAUGUUUACUUCGUUGACCAUUUUGGCUAGUGUAAUAAUGUUCAAGGACUGGGAUCGUCAAAAUCCGACCCAAAUUGUCACUGAGAUGUGUGGUUUCGUUACUAUCCUUUCCGGGACAUUUCUUCUUCACAAGACGAAAGAUAUGGUGGAUGGUCUCCAGCAGAGUCUACCUAUCCGAAUUCCUAAACACGUGGACGAGGAUGCAUAUGAAUCCGAAGGAAUUCCUCUCAGAUCUGCUGCUGAUGGCAUUCCUCUCAGGUCACCCAGGGGCACUGAGGGAAUUCCUCUCAGGUCUGCCGCUGAUGGCAUUCCGCUCAGGUCAUCGAGGGGCACAGAAUCUUUCCGCUCGACAUCAUGACAUGUUGAUGGUUGCAGCUGUGCUAAGUCCAUGACGCUUGAAGGCAACAUUGGUCCAAUCAUGGUGCUUCAAUGCUUUAUACCCGCCAUGGCUGUCCCUAAACUUGGGAAGGAAAGAAUCUCCAUUCUUUCAUUGGAUAGAACUCCUUAGGUUUUGACUGUAGAAGAUUGGAAGGUGGCGGCUCGGCGCCCCAUAUAAUUUCUGAGACUUUGGUACAGAGUUUCGGGGCUUACAUCAGUUAUACUACUAUAUAUACGUCUCUGGGCAAGAUAACUAGAAUGGCCAAGGACCCAAGUGUGGAUUGAUCCACGGAGGUUAUCUGGAACUGUGUAUUCUUUCACAUACAGUAGUUAUUCGUUCAGAAUACGUGAUCAAAUAGAAGAGCACAAUAUGACAUUAA
Messenger RNA from Hordeum vulgare subsp. vulgare (domesticated barley), 1949 nucleotides. RefSeq names its product probable magnesium transporter NIPA4. Gene Ontology annotation, cellular component: membrane. Gene Ontology annotation, biological process: magnesium ion transport. The coding region runs from base 404 to 1549 and encodes 381 amino acids. Gene Ontology annotation, molecular function: magnesium ion transmembrane transporter activity. The record is from RefSeq and is a predicted model, not a curated record. The transcript is spliced from 9 exons. NCBI's taxonomy places the organism in Eukaryota, Viridiplantae, Streptophyta, Magnoliopsida, Poales, Poaceae.